AUGGACGUGGAAGCCCGCAAUGACUCGCCCCCCGCCCGUGGCAAGGCGAUGCGCCGCCUCCUGGUGGCGCUCAACUGCGGGAUGCUCGCGCUCGGCGCCACGCUCGGGCCUCUCAUGAGCCGCCUCUACUACAGCAAGGGCGGCCAGCUGAAGUGGCUCUCCGGGUGGAUCCAGACCGGCGGCUGGCCGCUUCUGCUGAUCCCCGUGGCGGCGGCGUACCUCGGCCGCCGCGCGCGCGACCGGGAGGGCCCAGUGUUGCUCACCCCGCCACGCAUACUGCUGGCCGCCGCGGGGCUCGGCGUCGUCACGGGCGCCGACAACUUCAUCUACUCCUACGGCCUCGCGUACCUUCCCGUGUCCACCUCCGCGAUCCUCAUCUCCACGCAGCUGGCCUUUACGGUGUUCUUCGCGUUCCUCAUCGUGCGGCAGCGGCUGACGGCGUCCUCCCUGAACGCCGUGGCGCUGCUGAUGGUGGGCGCCGUCUUGCUGGGGCUGCACGUCUCCUCCGACCGCCCCGCGGGGAUCACCAGGGGCCAGUAUUGGCUGGGCUUCUUCCUGACCCUCGGCGCCGCUGCGCUGUACGGGCUCAUCCUGCCGCUGGUUGAGCUCGCGUACAAGUGCGCCGCGAGCGGCAGCCGCACCGUGACGUACGCGCUGGUGGUGGAGAUGCAGCUGGUGAUGGGCUUCUUCGCCACCGCGUUCUGCACCAUCGGCAUGAUCGUCAACAAGGACUUUCAGGUGCGUGCUCCACGUGUCGCCUACCUGCUGCUCCUAUACUAG
Phragmites australis (common reed) is the source of this 780-nucleotide messenger RNA. RefSeq names its product purine permease 2-like. The record is from RefSeq and is a predicted model, not a curated record. Gene Ontology annotation, cellular component: membrane. The transcript has a single exon. Lineage: Eukaryota; Viridiplantae; Streptophyta; Magnoliopsida; Poales; Poaceae. Bases 1 to 780 code for a protein of 259 amino acids. Gene Ontology annotation, molecular function: purine nucleoside transmembrane transporter activity.